GCGUGAGCCACCACCCCCGGCCUGCCCAGGGGUUUUCAAACCAUGAAAAGAUCAAGUGAAUUAUUUGCAGAGCACAAGAGACUCAGCUGGGGCUCAAACCCGGGGCUGCUGGACUCAGUCCCUGGAGGCCCCUGCCCAAGCCUGGGCCUGAAGGAGAAAGGCCAUGGUAAAAGGCCACCUGGGUUAGCCCAGCUCAGCUGAGGCCACAGCUGCUGUCAUCCCAGGCUCCCUGGCCAGCCCUGCGCUGACACAUCCUGCCCACUCCCAGGGAGGGGAUUAUCGCCCCAACGUCUCCAGAUAACAGCCGGCACACAGGGCUACAAUGGGGACCCACAGACAGGCGUCCCACCCCCCGCCAGCGGCACCAUGGCUUUCCUCUGGAUCGUCUCCUGUGGGCCCUCCUGGGCGCCGCCUUCGGCGAGGGCCGGGCCCCGCGGAGGCUGAAGGGUUGUCUCCCCUCACUCCCAGCCCCGAGGCCAGCAAGGGGCAGCAGGGUCCCAGUUCCCAGUGUAGUUGUGCACCACAGUGUGGGCCUGGGCGAGUCACCGGCUCCAUCUCUGCCGUGGGCACUGCAAGACCUGGACCAGGUCACAGCUUCCCUCCCAGGCUCAGCUGCCACCUUGGAGCUCAGGAGCUGGGGAGCCCCACUCCCCUUCCUCACCCCCAGCCGACCUGAGGCUCCCAGGGGAGGAGGUAGGUGUCUGGGGGGCCGCCCUGAGGCCUUCAGGAAACCCCCCAACAGUCAGUGGCCCCAGUACAGGCUUGGGUGGUGAGCAUGUGGGCAGCUGGGGCUUGGCACCGUUCAGUCCAAACCUUUCAGGCGAGCCUCAUCCUUUUAAACUCCCGCUUACGGAGCACUUCCCGGGUGCCAGGAGCAGAGCUGGCGCUCUGCCUGCUCACUCUUCCAAACCUGAGAGGUCAGAAACGGUGUGAUCCCCACUUUGCUGAUGGGGACACUGAGCGGCUUAGCUGGGCAGGGAGGGCGCCAGGGUCAAAUCCACAGAGUCUGGCCUCCCAGCUUGAGUGUCGGGACUGCACGCUCCACCUGUGUGGCUUCUCUGAACUGAGGAGGGGUCAACACCCCAUUCCUCAGCAGCCCACAGUCCAGUGCCUUGGACUCAAUUGUACCCGGAGAUUCCAGCACUGGGGAGAGGAGAGCCAGGGCCAACUUCUCAGAGGAGGGGAUGUGGGAGCCAUCCUAGGUCCCAGACACUGGAAAAGAGUUGGGAGUGAGAGGAGGCUGGAGCACUGAGACCUGGGUGAGUGGUACCCACCCCUCAGCCCACUCCUGCCCCCAGGCUGCGGGGUCCCUGCCAUCCCCCCCGUGCUCAGCGGCCUGACCAGGAUCGUCAAUGGGGAGGACGCCGUCCCUGGCUCCUGGCCCUGGCAGGUGUCCCUGCAGGACAAAACCGGCUUCCACUUCUGCGGAGGUUCCCUCAUCAGCGAGGACUGGGUGGUCACCGCCGCCCACUGCGGGGUCAGGUGAGGACCGGGCAGCCUCGGGCUCUGCUUCCAGCCCAGCUGGGUGGGAGGGGAGCAGGGCAUGUUCUCUCACCCACAACGCUCUGCCCAGGACCUCCAAUGUGGUCAUGGCUGGGGAGUUUGACCAGGGCUCUGAUGAGGAGAACAUCCAGGUCCUGAAGAUCGCCAAGGUCUUCAAGAACCCCAGCUUCAGUAUUUUCACCGUGCGCAGUGACAUCACCCUGCUGAAGCUGGCCACACCCGCCGUCUUCUCCCAGACGGUGUCCGCCGUGUGCCUGCCCAGCGCCGACGAUGACUUCCCCACGGGGACAGUGUGCGUCACCACAGGCUGGGGCAAGACCAAGUACAACGCCAACAAGAUCCCUGACAAGCUGCAGCAGGCGGCCCUGCCCCUCCUGUCCAAUGCCCAAUGCAGGAAGUUCUGGGAGAUGAUCUGCGCUGGGGCCAGCGGUGUCUCCUCCUGCAAGGGUGACUCCGGCGGCCCCCUGGUCUGCCAGAAGGACAGAGCCUGGACCCUCAUGGGCAUUGUGUCCUGGGGCAGUGGCACCUGCUCUACCUCCAGCCCUGGCGUGUACACCCAGGUUACCAAGCUCAUACCCCGGGUGCAGGAAAUCCUGGCUGCCAACUGAGGCCGUGGCUCCCUCCGACCUUGCUCCCCACAGAACUUCAGUAAACCUGUGGAGCACA
Molecule: messenger RNA, 2169 nt
Organism: Cercocebus atys (sooty mangabey)
Lineage: Eukaryota; Metazoa; Chordata; Mammalia; Primates; Cercopithecidae
Product: chymotrypsinogen B-like
Biological process (GO): proteolysis
Molecular function (GO): serine-type endopeptidase activity
Source: RefSeq, a predicted model, not a curated record